AUGAACUGGAAAUCUUUGAUACCAUUCAAUCACUCAAAACCAGGAGCUUUGAGUUCAGGACUCUGUAUUUUCCUUACAUUGUUGUACAUUCUGAACUGGGUUUUCCCAAUAAACAAUGGUAUACUUUUGAGUACUGCGUCCCUGAAGAAGAUACAAUUGAAUAGAUUAACACUAUAUCCUUUAGCACAUUUAUCUUUGGCACAUUUGGUAUUCAACUGCAUGUCUUUGUUCCCACAGUUAACGAUUUUCGAGGCCGUUCAUGGGACGUUUUACACUGCAAUUGUUCUAAAUAUGCUGGCUUUGUUCACCGCUGUGUUCUAUUGUCUGCUCGGAAUGCUGUUCUUUCCUAAUUCUCAAGUGGGGGGUGCAAGUGGCUGGUGUUUUUCCCUGCUUGGGUACUACUCUGCAAAGGAGUCUGAACUACGCCCAUACUAUCAGGUCACAGCCAAUCACAAGAUUCCCACUAUUCUGUUCCCAUUGAUCCUGGUAGUGCUGUUAAGUCUGCUUCUGCCACAGAGCAGCUUCUGGGGACAUAUAAUUGGACUCUGUUUAGGCUAUUUAAUGGCCAUUAAGGAGCCAUGGUUACAAUACAUCACCCCACCUAGCUGGGCAAUUACCAAAAUUGAGACAUGGAUGGACAAGUGGAUUAGUUUAAUCCCCUCUUUCGUUGUGUACUACAGAGAAAAUAACGCCAGCCGGAACCAUGGGUAUAUUUCAAUCUACCAAGAUGACCAAUUGCCACUCUACAACGACAAUUUCCAAGGCCAAGGUAGGGUUGUGGGUCCCUAG
Molecule: messenger RNA, 789 nt
Organism: Eremothecium cymbalariae DBVPG#7215
Lineage: Eukaryota; Fungi; Ascomycota; Saccharomycetes; Saccharomycetales; Saccharomycetaceae
Gene: RBD2
Product: putative rhomboid protease RBD2
Exons: 1
Coding region: 1-789 (262 amino acids)
Cellular component (GO): membrane
Molecular function (GO): serine-type endopeptidase activity
Source: RefSeq, a predicted model, not a curated record